This is a messenger RNA of Cucumis sativus (cucumber), 2612 nucleotides long. Its product is annotated as UPF0400 protein C337.03. Bases 647 to 2233 code for a protein of 528 amino acids. NCBI's taxonomy places the organism in Eukaryota, Viridiplantae, Streptophyta, Magnoliopsida, Cucurbitales, Cucurbitaceae. Gene Ontology annotation, cellular component: RNA polymerase II, holoenzyme. The transcript is spliced from 9 exons. The record is from RefSeq and is a predicted model, not a curated record. Gene Ontology annotation, biological process: mRNA 3'-end processing. Gene Ontology annotation, molecular function: RNA polymerase II complex binding.
UACUUUUCCAAUAAUUAGAUACCUGUGCUUUUUAUAUCCGAUUAGAGGUUGAAAUCUGGAUGCGUAUUGUUACUAUUUACCUUGAGAAGAUUCAGAAUUGUCAAGCACAAUAGGUUGAGGAAAGUAGGCGCGAGACAAAGACCUGUCGCACCCAUAUAGCGGCGCCAAAUCCCGACCCGAUUCAUAAUCACAGACCCAAAAUCAGUUCCCCUUCCACUUACCACUUUCCAGUUCCCACACCCGUGCGGUGCAACCCAAACUGUAGCGACUUCUCCUUAACACCACACCGCCCAUCUUAUCUGCCCAAGCCACCCACCCCCUGAUUCCAAAAUCCCCGCUUCUCCUUCCUGGGUUUUCAUCUUCUUCUUCAUACACUCUCCCACUUCCCCCCCUUUCCCUUCUAUUGUCCUUUUUCUUUCUGUUUUCCCAAACCCUUUUACCUUUUCCCUGUAAUUCCCAUGGAGAAAGGCCUCCCAUGGCCUAAAUUUGCCCCCUUUUAGUUGCUUUCUCUCUAACCCACAUUCCCUUUUCCAGGAGAGAAGAACGAUUAUUUAUUCUUAGAAGCGGGUGGAAUUAGUUUAACUGCAGUGGAUUGAAAUUGGCCUGCAUAUUCUACCUUAUUUGUGCAAAAAGAUUGUCCAAAUCAAUGGGUGGUACAUUCAAUCCACAAAUUUUGGUAGACAAGCUAGCCAGGCUUAACAACUCACAGGCGAGCAUUGAGACUUUAUCCCACUGGUGCAUAUUUCACAUGAACAAAGCCAAACAAGUUGUAGAAACAUGGGACAAGCAGUUUCAUUGUUCUCCACGUGAGCAGAGGUUGGCAUAUCUGUAUCUUGCUAAUGACAUUUUGCAGAACAGUAGGAGAAAAGGCUCAGAGUUUGUUGGUGAAUUUUGGAAAGUCCUACCUGAUGCACUGCGUGAUGUAAUUGGAAAUGGAGACGAAUUUGGAAGAAAUGCUGCCCUACGACUGAUUGGCAUUUGGGAAGAAAGAAAAGUUUUUGGAUCUCGAGGACAGAGUCUUAAAGAAGAGAUAAUGGGAAAACAUUUGGAAACUGGUAAUCGUAAUGGGAAGCCAUUCAACAGUAAACUGAAACAAUCUGCAAGUGUGUCAUUGGAUAAAAUAGUUUCUGGUUAUCAAGUUGUUUAUGGAAAGGAGAUUGAUGAAGAUGCAGUAUUGAGCAAAUGCAGGAAUUCUAUUAGCUAUCUUGAGAAAUUGGACAAAGAAAUUGGCAAUGAUGUCAAUUCAGGGCAAUACCGUGGAUCUUCAAUUGCAGAUGAUUUGAGGGGACAUCAUUCAAUUUUGAGGGACUGCAUCGAACAAUUAACAACAAUUGAAACAUCAAGGGCUAGCCUUGUGUCUCAUUUGAGAGAGGCUCUUCAAGAACAGGAAUUCAAGUUGGAGCAAGUCCGAAAUCAACUUCAGGCUUCUCAUUCCCAGUCGGAACAAACUCAGAAUCUCUGCCGCCAGUUUUUAAAUGGUGAAAAUGUGCAACCUAUGACUGAAGAGGGAUCAAAAGAUGCUCAGACCUCAGUAGCACCUCACAGCCUUGUAUCAAGGGAGAGAGAACAAUCAGCGCCAGUAAUGUAUGCAGCCUCAGUACCUUUCCCUUCAAAACCUGGGCCUAAUGAGGAAGAUCCCCGCAAGUCUGCUGCUGCUGCAGUGGCAGCAAAGCUCACAGCAUCGACAUCCUCGGUACAAAUGCUCUCUUAUGUCCUAUCUUCGCUGGCAUCAGAGGGCGUAAUCGGAAAUCCAAAUAAAGAUUUACCUGGCGAUUAUCCGUCUGAAAAGAGGCCGAAACUUGAAAAUGACCAGUUGCCUUACCCGCUGCCUCCCAAUCCUCAGCGACCACCAGUCUCUUCCUUCCCUCACCCAGAGUCUCUCCAACAUAACUCUUCAUCCACCAGUCAACAAUACACUCCUUCUGACCCUCCACCUCCUCCGUCAUCAUCUCCCCCGCCGAUGCCUCCGUUACCUCCCGUCGCACAGUUCCCUCUGCCCCAGUUCACACAGAAUGCAGGGUCAGUAAGUAGCAUACCGAUACCUUACAGUUACAGUAUGACACAAUCACUGCCACCAUUGGCAAUGCCUGGCUAUCCAAAUGCAGGUGCCCCAGUGACCGGGAUGUCUCCUUUUACAAUACCAACAAAUUCUUACCAGAAUUUUCAGGCUCCAGAUGGUAGUUUCUAUAGUCAGUCUUCAUCGAUGCCAAUGGCACCAAUUUCUAGGCAAUAGAGCUGUGUAAUACUAGUGCUAUUUGAUCUGUUGUGCUAACAAAUCUUUCAGGAAGUGGUGCAUCCCAUUAAGGUCCAUCGAGGAAAUCUUGCAUCGAGGAAAUCUUGCAUCCUUGUAAUUCUCCACCUUAAGUUCUGACGACUUAACUACAUGGAUUUUGCACAUAGUAAUAGUUUGUAGUCUAUCUUCACUUUCCAAUGUAUUGCUUGGAGUUUCUGACUAUAUUUGGCCUAGUUGAAUGGAGUAGUAUGAUAAUGAAUUGUGUUGACUUCAUAGAUUUUUGCACAUAGUAAGAGUUUGUAAUUUAACUUCAUUUAUUAAUGUAAUACUCGGAGGCUAGAACAGAAUUUUAUCUUGUUGACUAAAGUCUGAUUGUUUA